AGUAAGCCCCCCCAUGCCCUGCCCUGGCAUCCUGCUCUUCCCCCAGAUCCCCCCUUUGCUCCAGACCCCGGCCUCAAGUUUGCCCACCGAGCCCCCCAUUCAAAUCCCCUUCUCGCUGUCAGGUGGCCUCCCCUGCCCCCCAGGUUAUUCCCGAGAGCCUCUGAUGCCCUGACUUUUCUUCCAAUGUCACCUGCGGCCCCCCUGGACUCCGCGAAGCCACAAACUUUAAUGGAAAGGGAAAGUCUGGGUUGGUUUCACAGGCCUUUUAAAAAGCGGGCUUAAAAGUUGCUGGCAACGCAUUCCUGCCCAGUCUGACUGGAGGGCAGGCUUUCUGUGAAUUCUGAGUGACCUGUGUCCUCUUCCGGAGAGCGGCGAAGGGUGGAGAAACCGAGAUAGGGGAACGGUGGUAGCCCCUGGAAAAGUUCUGGAGAAGCCUGGAAAGAUGGUCCACGUUUCCUUUUUGCUUGGGAAUUGAAAUGAAUUUAGUGUCGUUGUUCCCUUUCAGCAACCCCUGUGACUAUUUCUGUUUUAAGUUUUUCUUCUCGAAAAACAGAAGUACUCAGUCCAAGCGGUAUACUUCAAGAAACUUUUGGCUUGCAUUGUAAUUAAGACUGAUAAACUGUGGAAAUCGUUGGAACUCCUGUUUACAUGUGACAGCCCGACUCGGCUUCCUUUGCUGGUGGAAGACAUCUUCGUGAGCUUGGACUCAGUUGCUGUCUUGGGAAGCUGCAGUGAAUGUGAAAUCCAGCUCGGUACUGUUUUCCUCCCCAGCCCACUGUGUUCUGGAAGACCUUGAACCCUCUUCUGACAAGGGGUGCCCAUCCUUGCUUUAUGGGGCAACAGCCUGGAAAAGUUCUUGGGGACCAAAGAAGGCCAAGUUUGCCUGCCCUGCACUUUAUCAAAGGAGCAGGGAAGAAGGAAUCAUCGAGGCAUGGGGGCCCCCACUGCAAUGUGUUUGUGGAACAUGGGACAGACCCCACUGCCUUGGAUAUGCUAAGCAAGUGCUCUGUCGCCGAGCUACAGCCCUGAGUGCCCCCAUCCCUUUUUCCCAUUUCUCUUUUUUCAUUGUUGGUUUUUUGGGGGGUUGGCCUUUUUGAGACAAAGUCUCACUAUGUGGUUCAGGCUGGCCUUGAGCUCACUAUGUAGCCCAGGCUGGUCUCAAACUCACAGGUCUCAAACUCAGGAGGCCUCAGCCUCCUGAGUGCUGGGAUCACAGGAGUGUGCCUCUACGCCUAGCUCGAAGCCCGAUCCCUUUUUCAAAAAUUCAUUUUGAAACAGGGCCUCACUAAGUUGUCCAGACUGGCCUCAGCCUAAGUCCUGUGGCCUCAGCCUCACAGGUAGCUGGGAUGAUGGGAGUGUACCCCUGAUUCAGUCUAAACUGUACAUACCUAAGUAUGCGAUUAGAUAAAUUUUGAUGUAUGCACGCAAAAGUAUUAGAAAACAAAAAUCUUUCAGACCCAGGAAUGAAAAGAAAUCUCCAGGAGAACUUUAAAAGGUGUUAUCCAAACUAAACAGCAGUGAACACCAAAGACAAAGCAGAUGUAGCAGCCAUCAGAAACUGAUUAGCUUCCUGGGAGCACAUCUUUAAAAACUUCCCUGUACCCCUUUACAGUUCUUCCCUGGCCCAUUUUUCUCCAGUUGCAGUCAGCUGCUCGCCACCUUUGAUGUUUUCUGUCGCCAAAAGUUAGUUUUCAUGUGUGUAGAAAAUAAAAUCCAACGCAGUGUGUA
Molecule: messenger RNA, 1728 nt
Organism: Cavia porcellus (domestic guinea pig)
Lineage: Eukaryota; Metazoa; Chordata; Mammalia; Rodentia; Caviidae
Exons: 2
Coding region: 184-282 (32 amino acids)
Source: RefSeq, a predicted model, not a curated record